Messenger RNA from Scomber scombrus (Atlantic mackerel), 2381 nucleotides. It is a transcript of the gene mex3b, whose product is annotated as mex-3 RNA binding family member B. The record is from RefSeq and is a predicted model, not a curated record. The coding region runs from base 397 to 2016 and encodes 539 amino acids. NCBI's taxonomy places the organism in Eukaryota, Metazoa, Chordata, Actinopteri, Scombriformes, Scombridae. The transcript has 2 exons. Gene Ontology annotation, molecular function: RNA binding.
GGCAGCCGGGGAGGGGCACUUUGUAAGGAAGGAAUAUUAUUACUAUCUUCACCACCGGCUCUGGAAUAAACACGCUUUUUUUCUUCUCCGUCUUUCCGUGCAGCAGCAGCACAGCCCGGCUCGGCUCGGACCGGGACAUCCAGUUUUGAACUGGGAAAAACAAAAGGGGGUGGAUGUUUUUUUGUAGCUCCUCGCACUGUUUUUCUUUCCCUCCUCAGCCGCACUGAUUUAUUUUGCACUGACCAGUUGUCUUUGAAAAACCGGGUCCGGUGCCUCUCCCCUCCUCCUCCUCUCCCUCUCCUUUCUUUCUCCCCAGAUCACUCCUUGUUUACCCUCCUUCCUUUUUUUUGUUGUUGUGCCUGUUAUCUGAUCCCGUAACGCUGCAAAGUCGCAAAGAUGCCCAGCUCGCUCUUCGCCGACAGCAGCGUCCAGGGAGAUGCACUGGACGACCAGAGAGCCCUGCAGAUCGCCCUGGAUCAGCUCUCUCUGCUCGGCUUGGACAACGACGAGAACCCGCUGUACGACAACCAGGAGCCCCGGAAAAAGAGCGUCAACAUGACCGAGUGCGUCCCGGUUCCCAGCUCCGAGCAUGUGGCUGAGAUCGUGGGCAGACAAGGUUGCAAGAUCAAAGCGCUGCGAGCAAAGACCAACACCUACAUCAAGACUCCGGUUCGAGGUGAGGAGCCUGUGUUUGUGGUGACGGGCAGGCGGGAGGACGUGGCCAUGGCCAGGAGGGAGAUCAUCUCUGCCGCAGAGCACUUCUCCAUGAUCCGAGCCUCCAGGAACAAAAACACCAGCGUGAAUGGGAGCGGCACCCCGGUCCCCGGACCCCCUAACCUGCCAGGACAGACCACCAUCCAGGUGCGGGUGCCUUAUCGUGUGGUGGGUUUGGUCGUAGGUCCCAAGGGCGCCACUAUCAAGCGCAUCCAGCAGCAGACCCACACCUACAUCGUCACGCCCAGCCGAGACAAGGAGCCGGUGUUCGAAGUGACGGGGAUGCCGGAGAACGUGGACCGGGCCCGCGAAGAGAUCGAAGCCCACAUCGCCAUGAGGACGGGAGGACUUAUCGAGGUCCAGGAUGAAAAUGACUUCCACGCAAACGGGACGGAUGUGGGUUUUGAUCUGCAUGGGCACCCCACCCUGUGGUCUAAGCCCAGCGCCGGGAUGACCCCCACCUCGGUCCGCAAACCCUUCUCCAACUACCGCAACGACUCGUCCUCCUCCCUGGGCAGCGCCUCCACAGACUCCUACUUUGGCAACAACGGUUCACGCAUGGCCGACUACAGCCCCCCCAGCCCGGCGCUCAGCUACACCACCAACAACAACGGCAACAACAAUAACAACAACAUCAACGUCAACACCAACGGCAACGGGUUUGUUUACGGAAGUGAGGUGAUCUCUCCUGACUGCACUGAUCUGAAUUUUGACUCCUCGCCAGGGUUUGACCCCACGCCGGCCCCGCCGGGCCUCCUGUGGUCCCAGUACGAAAGUCACAUGACCCCCUCCUCCACCGGAGGCAGCUCCCCCACCUCCACAUCAGCCAUGUUCCCCAACAACUCCACUAAUGCCAACGGGAUAGUGGUGAGUCAGAGAAGAGUUAAUGGUUGCACACCUCAGCCCAGACUGUCACCUCCCCUCCAAAGCCACAGCGGAAGCCCAGCAGAGCACCCGUUAGCCCGGAGGGUGCGCAGCGACCCGGGCGGAGGCCCGCUCAGUUACCCCGGUUACUCCAACACCAUCGCCUCCCUGCCAGGCCCUCACCUUUCCGGGGUACCGUGCGAUUCCUCGGCCUCGUCCUCCUCCUCCUCUUCCUCCUCCUCCACCUCCUCCGGCACCAGCCGAAAAGGAAGUCGCGACUGUUCGGUGUGCUUCGAGAGCGAGGUCAUCGCGGCCCUGGUCCCCUGUGGGCACAACCUCUUCUGUAUGGAAUGUGCCAAUCGUAUCUGUGAGAGAAGUGAGCCCAAAUGCCCUGUCUGCCACACCGGCGUCACUCAGGCUAUACGUAUAUUUUCAUAAGAAGCGUAACUCUGACUGUCUCAUCAGAGACCAGCUACAAUAGCAACAAUAGACUCUUCAUACUGCUUUAAUGGGAUCGCCCAAUCAUCAUCAGUUUAGAAAGUGUACAUAGAUAUACAUAUGUAUGUAAGAGGCUGCAGUAUCCAGAAGAAGGGACAGACACCCUUGUCGGGCUCCGUCAUAGUUGUUAAUAAUAUACUGUAGCUUGGGGAAAUAUUUUCAACAUCUAAGUGCAUGUUUUAAAUAUUACAGCGUAGUAAUCAAUAGUUCUAGUAAAUUGUACCCUAUAUUUAUGAAGUGAAGAGACACAGAGGGGUCAUGAUGGAGGUACGUGGGUCAGACUGUUAGCUGGCUAAGCCUUCCAG